UUGACUUUGCUGACGAUCCAGAAGGAUCCCCGCUCUUCAAAACUGCGGAGACUCUGCUGGAAACUGUAUUCCUCUCAUCUUCAACAUGGAAUACAACUUUUUUUUUUUAAGCCUGUAUCUCGUUGUUGACUUUGUCUUGCGCAUACAUUUGAUGCUACUUUAGUUUUGUUGGAUUGUAGGAUCUUAACUGACCUGCGCAGCAAACUUUUUCCCUGCUGGAGAGUCAUCUUUGUGUCUCUGACAUGCCGCUCAGCUGCUUUGUUGCUGUGUUCAUUUUAUACUUCACAGCCCUCUCUGGCACCACAGUAUACAAUGACUUUGAAGAGGAAUACCACACUCCUCAACUAGACUACAAAGACCCACACUGGUGUCAUUCUCCUGGCCUGACCAAUGGGGAGGUGACCUGUCACUCACCUCGAGGCGGGGCCUACAGGAGCACGUUGGGCACCCGCUGUGAGAUGAGUUGCGAUCGAGGAUACCGAUUGCUGGGCAGGAGCUCAAUCCAGUGCCUCGCCAACCGACGCUGGUCCGGGACGGCUUUCUGUCGCCAGAUGCGUUGCCAUGUCCUGAAUCUCAUCCCACACGGCAGAUACACAUGUACUCAUGGCCUAGUGGUGGACUCCAGGUGUGACUUCACCUGUGACCCAGGCUAUCGCAUCGAGGGGGAACACUCACGCACAUGUCAGCAUGGGGGGUCAUGGAGCGGAGUGCCGCCACUUUGUGCAGACACUGAUCCUCCAAAGAUCAAGUGUCCCCCAUCCAGACUCAAGGUCGCAGAGCCUGGAAAACUAACCGCUGUGGUGACCUGGGACCCGCCUGCUGCGACUGACACUGCAGAUAAAUCCCUCGAUGUAAUAUUAGUAGGCCAGGAGCCAGGCACUGACUUUAAGGAGGGAGCAAACAUCAUUCGUUACAAAGUGUACGAUCAAGCCAGGAACAGAGCUGCAUGCAAGUUUAUUGUACGUGUUGAAGUGAGAAGAUGUCCAGUUUUGCCUCCACCUAUGCACGGCUACCUCAGCUGCUCCUCUGAUGGAAAUAACUACGGUGCAACGUGUGCAUAUCACUGUGACGGAGGAUACGAGCUGAGUGGGAAAUCAAGUCGAGUCUGUCAGUUCAACCGCAACUGGGACGGAGCCCCUGCUGAGUGUGUUCCGAUGGAGAUCAAAUCAGACGUGAAGACGGUCUCUGCUCUUCUGGAUCAGUUUCAUGAAAAGAGGAGGUUGCUGAUUAUGUCUGCGCCCAACAUAUCAGACACAGACUACCAGCUGCAGAACCUCAUGAUACAAAAAGCAGAUUGUGGAUUGGACCUGCGACAUGUAACUGUGAUCGAGCUCCUGGGCUCCCCGCCGCGCGAGACAGGACGUAUUAAAGAAAAUAUGCUCAGCCCUGAAGUCAUCGAGGGUUUGAGACAAAUAUUCAGAAUCUCCAGAACUUACUUCAGCAUGGUCCUGCUGGACGAGCUCGGACUGGACCGAGAACGCUUCAUUGCCCCGCUGGGGUCAGACGAGCUGUUCUCUUACAUCGACAGCUUCGUGAUGGACGAAGAGGAGAGGGAGAGGCUGGAGCUCCACAGAGACUUCUGUGACGAACAUUAAAUUACUGACUCUGGUUCCCACGGUGAUAAACACAUCAGCAUUACUAACACGAGAUGAGAAAGGCCAAACGAGCAGACACCAGAGGUCCACAGGGACAUCAGGAGGUUGAAAGAGGACAGAGGGAACUGGGUUUGUUUAAAUGUGAUCACUAUACUACACUGAAGUACUAGCACUGUUUACUAUGUAUCAAAUAAUCAGCUGGAAGUCACAGGGACCAGAGAACAGUGACAGAUAAUAAAGCAGAAACACUUUGUAAAAAACGAUUAAGAGCUUUAGAUACCAGAUGAAAGGAGCCUCAGUGUUAUUCAAAUGUUAAAGAGUUGAGACAUUCAAGCAUGUUUUUAAUUUGUCUGGUUUUAUUGAGUGUACAUUUAUAUCCGCAAAAAGACACAUUUUAUAAUAAAAAGUAAAACUUGUAUAAAUA
Messenger RNA from Labrus bergylta (ballan wrasse), 2019 nucleotides. It is a transcript of the gene srpx2, whose product is annotated as sushi-repeat containing protein X-linked 2. The record is from RefSeq and is a predicted model, not a curated record. Gene Ontology annotation, biological process: cell-cell adhesion; positive regulation of synapse assembly; positive regulation of cell migration involved in sprouting angiogenesis. NCBI's taxonomy places the organism in Eukaryota, Metazoa, Chordata, Actinopteri, Labriformes, Labridae. Gene Ontology annotation, molecular function: signaling receptor binding.